CAUCAGCACCGCAUCUAGAUGACUUCUGGUCCGAGUUUGCGCCACAUCGGCAAAACCCACUGAGCCGAAAACGAACUGAGCGCUUCACCUGAUUAAACUCCCUCCGGCCUGAUGUGAGGCUCUUUAGCGGGAAGUUCUGGUCCAGUUGGUCUCACUGAGCUCAGCAUCAGUGUCGGCGCUGCCUGUUAAUGAUAACUGAUCAGCACCUGCAGCCCCCCGGAGGAUACCGAUCCGUCUCUGGGCGCUCCAGCACCGCAGCCGGUUGGACAGCGACCGCGCAGCGUCGGCUGCGUCAGCGCGGCUCGGCCAAUCAGAGCGCAGCUCUGGGGGGAGACGAACGCAAACAGCCCUGCUGCUGCAGCUGUGUAGUAGCAGCAGCCCCCCCCCCGCCCCCCAGAAACAAGCAGUGCUGGUCUGAUCCUCGUGGAUUCAGUCCGCGAAGAUUAAAGCUGCUUAAUUAACCUGAUUCAAAAUGGAUACGCGGAUAAUUACCUUAAAUAGGAGCUGACCCGAACCGGGAGGACGAUGGAUGCUCGCUCGAUAAUUGGAGAAAGUACCGAUGCGAUAGUGGUGGAUGAUUCUCCCACUGAAGAGAAGGAAAUCCAGCAUACUGGCCAGAGUCGUAUCCCGGUGGUUUCUCUGUGCCCCCCUGACGGCUCUGCUGAGGCCCAGCUGACAGUCGUCCCCUCUGCAGAGGAGCUCUGUGACAGCUGCAGCAGCCUUGGCCGACCCUCCUCUUCCUUCCAGCUCUACCAUCAAGUCCCCCAGCGUCUCCAGACCGGAGCCUGUCAUUCGCCGCGGAACCAUAAAUGCCCCCACUGCAGCAGUCGCGGGCCAGGCCAGCCCCACUGCUGCCACGGCUGCCACUCAAACGCAGCGUGUCCUCAUGCUGAUGGAGGCGCGGCGGGAAAAUCGGUACACAGCUGUGGUUCCGCCCACCAGGCGUCAUGUCACGGGUCAGCAAGGUGUCACUGGCUGCACGGGUCCAACGAGAGCAGGACCCAGACCAAACCAAAGCAGCGCCAUGUGGCGUCAGUAAGGAGCGGGGGACUUUACUUCAUCAUUAGGAAGUAUUCCCAGCUGUUGGUGGACCAUCCGUUAGCGGUGCUGCUGGGUUGUGCCAUAUUGCUGCUGGGAUGCUCACUGGCUGGACUGUUCAUUGGUUCUCUACCGGACUUCUCUGAUCCGCUUCUGGGUUUCCAGCCGCGGGGAACGUACAUCGGAGUUCGGCUGUCCAGCUUGUCCAAGCUUCAGCAGGAGACCGGCCCGGGAAAACCUCUGUCUGCUGUGCCUCAGCAGCUCAGCAAAAGCUUCACCAGGUCCGGCGUUGUCAGCAGAGACAGCAAUGGCAGUCGGCUCGCCUCCGGAGGACGCAGUAAGAGGAUGCUGGCUGCAGACUUUUCUCCUGACACCUUCCUCUGUGACGCUCCAGGCGAGCGCUUCGCCCAGCUGGUGUUUCGAUCCGAAAACUCCGCCAGUCUCUGGAGCCUGAAGGCCAUCCACGCCAUGUGCGAGAUGGAGCAGUCCAGGAUUCGCUCCCAGGCCCAGUUCCAGGACCUGUGCCAGCAGCCGGAGAGCCUGGAAGCAGAGGGAACGCCGAGAAGCGGCUGCUGUCCAAGCUGGUCUUUAGGGAAUUACUUGGCGGUCCUCUCUAAUGCCUCCUGCUGCCUCAGCCUUACCUCACAACAGGUUUCUGAGUCUCUGAACCUUCUGCGGAAAUGUGCUCCGUCCUACCACAGAGGAGAUCUGACCGAGGCCUGUGCAGACCGGCCCAAGCGCGCCGGCUGCUCCGCUGUUCCCCCGCGCUGCAAACAAUCCCGCGUGGUCUUCCAGAUCCUGCACUUCCUCGUCGACAGGGACUUCCUCGGCCCCCAGACUGUGGAAUACCAAAUACCAACGCUGAAGUACAGCCUUCUCUUCCUACCCGUCCGGAAAGGAGAGCACAUGAUGGAGAUCUACAUGAAGAGCCUGGAAGGAAGAGAUCUGACGUACAAAAACACGACCAUCACGGGGAUAGACUUUGGGAUCAAGAAGACGCUGUUCAGAUAUUACUUGGUGCGGGAUUCGGUGUUCCCGGUCCUAGCCAUCAUAUCCCUUCUGUUCACGAUGGUUUUAUACCUGCAGUCCUUUUUCCUGGUGGCAUUAUCUGUUCUGGCAAUCGCAGGCUCACUCUUGACCUCAUAUUUCUUCUAUAAAGUAGUUUUUCACCUGACUUUCUUCCCCAUGGUCAACCUGGCGGCAGUUCUGAUUCUCUUAGGAAGCUGCUCCAAUCAGGUUUUUAUCUUCACCGAUUUCUGGAAUCUGCAACAAACGCAAAACCCGUCCGCCUCCCUGGAGAAGAGAGUAAACCGAGCCCUGCAGGAAAUAGGUUAUCUGAUCCUAGCUUCAGGCCUGACCUCCAGUGCGGCUUUUUUCUCCGGUUAUCUCAGCAGCAUCACGGCCAUUCGGUGUUUCUCCGUUUUUCUGGGGACGGCUUCUCUCGUCAGCUCGCUCCUGGCCUUGGUGUGGCUGCCGUGCUCCUUCAUCCUGCUCGAGCGCUCCAGGAAGACUCCCGCCGCGUCUGUGGCGGUGCAGACGUGGAAGGCCUGCUGCGCCAAAAACCCGGACGGCUUCUGGGAAAUGAGCUCCCGUAAGAGGUGCCUCUUCGGCGUGGCGCAGAAGCUGCGAGAACUAAAACGGGGCCUGUCAGACACCUCGAACCUGCUCUUUCUGAAGAUCUUACCUUGCGGAGUGGUAAAGUUUCGCUACAUCUGGGUGUGCUGGUUUGCAGUGCUGGCCGGCGGCGGCACCUACAUGUCCUGCGUCGACCCGGGCAUGAGGUUACCCACGCUGGACAGCUGGGUCACCCAGCUCUUCCGCUCCAGCCACCCCUUUGAGCGAUACGACGCAGAGUACCGUCACAUGUUUAUGUUCGAGAGGCAGGAAAACGGGGAGGACAAACCUGUGACCGUCCUGCUUGUUUGGGGCGUCAAACCGACCGAUAAUGGGGAUCACCUUAACCCACAGAGCAACGGCUCCUUGGUUUUUGACCCCGACUUUAACAUGAGCCGGCCUGAAGCGCAGGUCUGGCUCAGAGAUCUGUGUGGAAGGGUCCAGAACCAGAGCUUUUACUCGGCUCCGUCACCAGAGCAUGGAGAAGUCGUGGCAGAUAAUGUCUGCCUGGUGGAGCAGCUGGUUCGGUGGGUAUCUGCUAGACAGUGCUCGGGGAGCAACGAUGCCCUUCAUCUGUGCUGCAGCAACACCCCCUUCCCCUACCCUCCCAGCUUGUUUGAAAGCUGUCUGAACAUUAUGAUGGCAGAGAAGCGUGCCGAGGGCCCCCCGCCAAGUGGCGGAGGCCUGUACUUUCAGCCAGACGGCAGGGUCGCCGCCCUCGUUCUGGCAUUCCAGACCACCUACUUCUACAGCUUCAACUUCACCAGAACCGGCAUUUUUUACAGGGAAAUCCUGACGUGGUUCAACAAAGAAAUAUCAGGAGCACCAAAAGGGCUGGAGGACGGCUGGUUCAUCAGCCAGCUGUCUCUGUUUGAUCUCCAGCAGUCUCUGGGUGCGGAGACUCUGGUGGUGGCUGGCUUCUCGGUGGCGCUUACAUUUAUUCUGCUGCUCCUAACCACCUGGAACGUCCCGCUGAGCUUAUACGCCACUGUUGCCGUAGGGGGGAGCGUGUUUGUCACCGUCGGCCUCCUCGUCCUUCUCGAGUGGCAGCUGAGCGGUGUUGAGGCUCUGCUGAUAUCCUCCGCUGCCGGGUUGUCCGUUGACUUUGUUGCCGACUUCUCCAUAUCCUACAGCUUGGCUCCGCACUCCGACAGGAUAGGGAAAGUGGCGCACUCCACCAAAAAGAUGGGAUGCCCCGUGGCAAUAGUUUCCGGCGCGUUUUUUUUCAUGGGCAUCGUGAUGCUGCCCGCCACUGCCUUACAUUUCAGAAAAAUCGGCAUCUUCCUGUUCCUGGUGAAAUGCGUGGCGUGCGGAUUCGCAACCUUCUUCUUUCAGUCCCUGUGCUGCUUUUGCGGGCCGCGGAGAAACUGCGGAAGGGUCAAGCUGCCGUGUUUGUCGGAGGACACAGACGGCGUGCUGACCUCCUGUCAAGAGCCCGUUCCCUCGCCUGCGUCAGCCGCCAACGGCGCCUUUGGCAGGUCCAGGGGGAGGCGGAGUUAUGACGAAGAGGCAGGUGGUUACCUCUACCCCGACCAGCAGCGCCAGCACAGAAACAAACAGGCCGGCGGAGGAGGAGGAGGCUUGCCCAGGGGCGCGGAGCAGUACGAGCUGCAGCCUCUGGCUUAUCGCCUCAGCGACAGCUUUGAGAACAGCACCUGCACCAGCAAGCUGUCCAACCGGCCCUCCGUGCUCUCAGACGAAAUUGAGUUUUGUGGGGUAGAGGUGAGCAAGAAGCACGCGGAGGAAGGCAGCGAAGAGAUGCGCAGUCAGCAGAUCUGCCAACCGGCCCUCCAAACCUCGUCUCCUUACAGAGAAAACACCCUUCGCCAAGCAGGCCCGGGGCAAGAAGCGGUCCCCGCUGGGAACCUGCUGUGCAAAACUUGCAGGGGUCAAUCGGUUGGCGGGAAGCAGUGGAGCAACACGUCCUACUCCUCGUCGCUGAGCAUUGAGGAGACCGUCAUCAGCACCACGAUGGAGACCACUGAGCAGCAGUCGUUUUGUGAAGAUGAGAAUACCGCAGCGGAGGGUCCCCAUCAGCACUCCCUGUCUCAGAGCUCCUGUGGAGGACUGGAGGACUCCUGCGAAACAUGCUUGAGCGACAUUGAGGUGGGAUCUUCAAACGCGCAGCGCCACGACGGCGAGGCGGAGGUCCAGCUGCAACCGGGACACCUCAACGGUAAGAGAGACACACUGAGGCUCUCACUGAAGGAGACGGUUUACGAGACUAGAGAGCGCAGCAGCCGCAGCGAAGAAGUGGUCAUCUUACCCAACAGCAGGCCCGACCUACCAGACGUCUGGAUAAAGCGAGACGGACAGCGGGAGGACACAAGCUGA
Messenger RNA from Fundulus heteroclitus (mummichog), 4986 nucleotides. Its product is annotated as dispatched homolog 2 (Drosophila). The transcript is spliced from 10 exons. The coding region runs from base 526 to 4986 and encodes 1486 amino acids. The record is from RefSeq and is a predicted model, not a curated record. Lineage: Eukaryota; Metazoa; Chordata; Actinopteri; Cyprinodontiformes; Fundulidae.